This is a messenger RNA of Hemisphaericaspora subhashii, 372 nucleotides long. RefSeq lists its product as uncharacterized. The coding region runs from base 1 to 372 and encodes 123 amino acids. The record is from RefSeq and is a predicted model, not a curated record. NCBI's taxonomy places the organism in Eukaryota, Fungi, Ascomycota, Pichiomycetes, Serinales, Debaryomycetaceae. The transcript is spliced from 3 exons.
AUGCAAUGGGAAGGAAUCAUCAAUUGUACAAUCAAGAACGAAUACUUGAAGAGACACGGAAUCGCUCCAUCCAAACCAGCACAAACUGCCACCGAAACUUCUCAUUCCAAAUGGUCAUCCAAGAAACAAAUUAAUUCAAAUAAGCCAACGUUAGAAGAUUGUGAAGAUGAAUGGGAUUCCGAUGUUGACAAUGCAUUGAUCAUUUCUAUACCCAAUUGGAUGGGGGAUAAUCACUUGAACCAAAGAUCAAGAUCAAGAAACAGAUUUCAAGAUUUAGAAUCAAGAAAUGCAGAAUCAGAAGCUCCCAAAAGUUCAAUUUGGAUUAUCUUUUAUGAAUUGAUAAGGAUAAAAAACUCCGGAAGAAGAUACUGA